AUGAAAGUUACUAUAGACUACGGCAUCACUUUUGUAAGACAGAAGAGUGAUUUGUCAGUUGUGGGAUAUGUGGAUGAAGAUUAUGCAGGAGACUUGGAUGCCAGGAGAUCGACCAUGGGCUAUGUGUUCACUCUUGUAGGAGGACCCAUAUGUUGGAAGUCUAUGAUCCAGUCCACGGUUGCGAUGUGCACGACUGAGGCAGAGUACAUGGCUAUGGCUAAAGCUGCAAAGGAAGCUUUGUGGCUCACAGGGUUAGCCAAGGAGCUAGGUAUUCAGCAAGGUGGAGUUUCAUUGCAUUGUGACAGCUAG
Molecule: messenger RNA, 309 nt
Organism: Corylus avellana
Lineage: Eukaryota; Viridiplantae; Streptophyta; Magnoliopsida; Fagales; Betulaceae
Source: RefSeq, a predicted model, not a curated record